This is a messenger RNA of Zymoseptoria tritici IPO323, 639 nucleotides long. RefSeq lists its product as uncharacterized. The transcript has a single exon. The record is from RefSeq and is a predicted model, not a curated record. The coding region runs from base 1 to 639 and encodes 212 amino acids. NCBI's taxonomy places the organism in Eukaryota, Fungi, Ascomycota, Dothideomycetes, Mycosphaerellales, Mycosphaerellaceae.
AUGCCCCGCCUCGUCCCACCCGCCGAGCUGCCCGCCAGUCUCGUGGACGCCUUUGCCGAACUCGACAUGUCCAAUUCCAAGAACAACUCCUCCCACUCCCAUCCACACGUCAAGCGAGAAGAACAACCAGACCAGUGGUACAACGACACCCGUCAUUCCAAAUCACCCAUCCACGUCGUCAAAGAGGACCCAGUCAACGUCGUCAAAGAGGACCCAAUCAACGUCGUCAAAAAGGACCCAGUCAACGUCGCCCAUCUUUCCUCUAUCAAAAAGGAGCAUUCCAAGUCACCCUCCUUCAUCAAAGAAAAACCAGCCAACAUCAUCAACGAGCAAGACCUCAUCUACUCCUCCUCCUCCUCCUUCUCACCUAAGGUCGGAUGGUACUUUGCCCAUCGUCUCGACUUGGAUCGCGCCCGCAAACUCGGAUCUGUCAUGCUGCCGGAUGGAACGAAGGCGUUGCAGCUACGUGCCGAGGACGUGGCGGCGUUGAGGCAGGCGGGAUGGAUGGCGUUGCGGGGAAUUGCCAUCGUGUACUAUGACAAUGGCAUGCAGCAGGAUGUUGUCAAGAAGGAAGAGAUGGAAGGUGAGGGGGUGGAUCUCGAAGCGAUGGGAGAGCGGUUGCAGAGACUGAAGCAGUGA